Aplosporella prunicola CBS 121167 is the source of this 1323-nucleotide messenger RNA. RefSeq lists its product as uncharacterized. The record is from RefSeq and is a predicted model, not a curated record. The coding region runs from base 1 to 1323 and encodes 440 amino acids. The transcript is spliced from 2 exons. NCBI's taxonomy places the organism in Eukaryota, Fungi, Ascomycota, Dothideomycetes, Botryosphaeriales, Aplosporellaceae.
AUGGCCUUUAAGACGGUCUCUUUUGCGAUCAUCGCCGCACUGCUAGCCGGGCAGGGCGCAGCUUUGCCGGCCACGCCUUUCUCUGAAAACAUAAACCCCUUGAUCGAAGCUCGAGGCACUUGCAAGGGUCUACCCUCCAAGGAAGUCAAGCUUACAGAUGCCGAUUUCAGCUCUGACAGUGGCAUUCUCAAGCGCUGGACGGAAGAUGAGUUCUCAAAGUUCGUCAAAAGAGGUCGAAAACCCCUCAACUGGUGCGCGGAAGAAAAAGACUACCAUGUACCUCUGGAAACUGAGCCCUAUCCUGAACCGAAGCUGAUUUGCGACCCCAAAUCCAAAACCUACCAUAACCCUCAAUGCAAAACGUUCGGCUUUACAGACAAGAAAUCGUUCACCGAUUAUGAGUUCAAGGAGCAGCCUCUGCCAAGUCCAACAAACACUGGUGACUACGACACCGAACAUUUGCUGGAAGGCCAAAUGUUGAAUACCUUCACCAAGAAGAUCUCGGACGCCAGCAAAAAGACCUUGGAGGACCCCAAAACCAAGGAUAAAGUGUCUGUGUGCGGAUAUCUAACGAGAUGGUUCAAUGAGCUGCCGGCUUCGGAGGAGCUCAAGACAGUGAAUGGCAAAAAGCUCGCAAGCGCCGGAAACGAUGGCAAUCAGGGCCUCAUCUGGCUUGCGUCGAUUUACCCGCAAAAAACCGAUCAGGACAUGACAGAGUUUGGGCUGCUGGACAAACAAGUUAACAUCGCCAAGGGCGGGCUUUGGACGGGCGGCAACGGCAUUGAUAUGGGCGACAUGGAAAAGAAUACUAAAUGGCUUACAGAUGAUAAGACGCCUAAAUUUAAGCCCGCAAAUGAGAUCAAGAAGAACUUCGAGACGGCGCUUUUCAAGUUCAAGGUUAUCCUUGGGAACCGCGUCUACCACCGCGAUACCUGGGUCCGCGAUACACUGAAGUUGCAAUCGAACCGUAUGGCCGACAUGCUCGACGGUCUGGAAACAGAGAUGGCGAAAAAGCAGAUCAAAGAGACGGACAAAAACAAGAAAACUAUCACGUGGGACAAGUACAAGAAGCAGGGCCUCAAGGCGAAGUGGAACAGCCACAUGAAGGAUACCACAGACAAUCUCGUCUCGACGAUCAACAAGAACUUUGAAAAGUCCUACGAGUACCUGGAAAAGGCAAUGAAGGCCUUUGAGGACGAGGCAGGGAAGACGAAAGACAAGACGCUCAAGGAUACGCUGAACCAGCUUGUGUGCUCCAUCAAGGAGGCUGAGAAGGCAUACAAUGCGGAGAAAGCUCAUACUUUAACGUCAAUCACCUUCUAA